AAGAGCAAAGGUAGCACGAUUCCUGCGGGCCGCGACAUCGGGCGCUAAAGCAGUGCAGUCCCGAGCUUCCCCUGCAGAAGCCGCGCUCCUCACUUGGUCCGGGGGUAGAGGGGGCGCGAGAGAGCAAGUGGGCGGGCAUCCUAUUCUCCGCAUCCUCCUCCAGGUCCUGGCGCGCAGGGUGGGAGCGCCGCGCCGCUCUGCGCUGCGCAUCGCGGCCGGCUAGCCGCCUGCCCCCUGCCCUAGCUGGGCCGCCUCCCCCGGCUGCCGGUGGAGGGCUACGAGGCGCUAACGUUACGCUGUUUCCGGUUUUCUAGCGGGCUCUGUUUCCCCUCCCAAGGCGGCGGCGGCGGAGCGGCGGAGCCCCCCAAAUGGCCUGGCCAGAUGCGGCAGGUUUGCUGCUCAGCGCUGCCGCCGCCGCCACUGGAGAAGGCUCGGUGCAGCAGCUACAGCGACAGCAGCAGCAGCAGCAGCAGCAGCAGCAGCAGCAGCAGCAGCAGCAGCAGCGAGAGGAGCAGCAGCAGGAGCAGCAGCAGCAGCCGCAGCAGCAGCAGCGAGAGCAGCAGCAGCAGCAGCAGCCGCAGCAGCAGCAGCGAGAGCAGCAGCAGGAGCAGCAGCAGCAGCAUCUCCUCCCGUCCCGCUGCGCCCCCAGAGCCGCGGCCGCCGCAACAGCCGCAGCCCCGCAGCCCCGCAGCCCGGAGAGCCGCCGCCCGCUCUCGAGCCGCAGCCGCCGGCGGCAUGAGGCGCGACCCGGCCCCCGGCUUCUCCAUGCUGCUCUUCGGUGUGUCGCUCGCCUGCUACUCGCCUAGCCUCAAGUCAGUGCAGGACCAGGCGUACAAGGCACCGGUGGUGGUGGAGGGCAAGGUACAGGGGCUGGCCCCGGCCAGCGGCUCCAGCUCCAACAGCACCCGCGAGCCACCCAGCUCGAGUCGGGUGGCGCUGGUGAAGGUGCUGGACAAGUGGCCGCUCCGGAGCGGGGGGCUGCAGCGCGAGCAGGUGAUCAGCGUGGGCUCCUGUGCGCCGCUCGAAAGGAACCAGCGCUACAUCUUUUUCCUGGAGCCCACUGAGCAGCCCUUAGUCUUUAAGACGGCCUUUGCCCCUAUUGACACCAACGGCAAAAACCUCAAGAAAGAGGUGGGAAAGAUCCUGUGCACUGACUGCGCCACCCGGCCCAAGCUGAAGAAGAUGAAAAGCCAGACGGGGCAGGUGGGUGAGAAGCAGUCACUGAAGUGCGAGGCCGCAGCGGGCAACCCUCAGCCCUCCUACCGCUGGUUCAAGGAUGGCAAGGAGCUCAACCGCAGCCGUGACAUUCGCAUCAAGUACGGCAAUGGCAGAAAGAACUCACGACUACAGUUCAACAAGGUGAAGGUGGAGGACGCCGGGGAGUAUGUCUGCGAGGCUGAGAACAUCCUGGGGAAGGACACAGUCCGCGGCCGGCUCCACGUCAACAGCGUGAGUACCACUCUGUCAUCCUGGUCGGGGCACGCCCGGAAGUGCAACGAGACAGCCAAGUCCUACUGCGUCAAUGGAGGCGUCUGCUACUACAUCGAGGGCAUCAACCAGCUCUCCUGCAAGUGUCCUGUGGGAUACACCGGGGACAGGUGUCAGCAGUUCGCAAUGGUCAACUUCUCCAAACACCUUGGAUUUGAACUAAAGGAAGCCGAGGAGCUGUACCAGAAGAGGGUCCUGACUAUCACCGGCAUCUGCGUGGCUCUGCUGGUGGUGGGCAUUGUCUGCGUUGUCGCCUACUGCAAGACCAAAAAACAACGGAAGCAGAUGCACAAUCACCUCCGGCAGAACAUGUGCCCUGCCCACCAGAACCGGAGCUUAGCCAAUGGGCCCAGCCACCCCCGGCUGGACCCCGAGGAGAUCCAGAUGGCAGAUUAUAUCUCCAAGAACGUGCCAGCCACGGACCACGUCAUCCGGAGGGAAACCGAGACCACCUUUUCUGGGAGCCACUCCUGUUCUCCUUCUCACCACUGUUCCACGGCCACCCCCACCUCCAGCCACAGGCAUGAGAGCCACACGUGGAGCCUGGAACGUUCCGAAAGCCUGACCUCCGACUCGCAGUCAGGCAUCAUGCUGUCUUCAGUGGGCACCAGCAAGUGCAACAGCCCGGCAUGUGUGGAGGCCCGGGCACGGCGGGCAGCAGCCUACAGCCUGGAAGAGCGGCGCGGGGCAGCCGUGCCACCUUACCAUGACUCCAUAGACUCCCUGCGUGACUCCCCACACAGCGAGAGGUACGUGUCGGCACUGACCACGCCCGCGCGCCUCUCUCCCGUGGACUUCCACUACUCGCUGGCCACGCAGGUGCCGACUUUUGAGAUCACGUCCCCUAACUCGGCGCACGCAGUGUCGCUGCCGCCGGCCGCGCCCAUCAGCUACCGCCUAGCGGAGCAGCAGCCGCUACUGCGGCAGCCGGCGCCCCCCGGCCCGGGGCCCGGGCCGGGCGCGGACAUGCAGCGCAGCUACGACAGCUACUACUACCCCACGGCGGGGCCGGGGCCGCGGCGCGGGGCCUGCGCGCUGGGCGGCAGCCUGGGCAGCCUGCCCGCCAGCCCCUUCCGCAUCCCGGAGGACGACGAGUACGAGACCACGCAGGAGUGCGCGCCCCCGCCACCGCCGCGGCCGCGCACUCGCGGCGCGUCCCGCAGGACGUCAGCGGGGCCCCGGCGCUGGCGCCGCUCGCGCCUCAACGGGCUGGCGGCGCAGCGCGCACGCGCGGCGCGGGACUCGCUAUCGCUGAGCAGCGGUUCGGGUGGCGGCUCGGCUUCUGCCUCGGACGACGACGCGGACGGGGCGCUGGCGGCCGAGAGCACGCCUUUUCUCGGCCUGCGCGGGGCUCACGACGCGCUGCGCUCGGACUCGCCGCCGCUGUGCCCGGCGGCCGACAGCAGGACUUACUACUCCCUGGACAGCCACAGCACGCGGGCCAGCAGCAGACACAGCCGCGGGCCGCCCCCGCGGGGCAAGCAGGACUCGGCGCCCCUCUAGGGGCCCCCGCCGCCCGCCGCCCCCUCCGCCUCGCCUGCCCCACUGUCUUUAAGGAGGACAGAGACCACCGCCUGGAGAGAAAAAGGAGGAAAAAAAGAAAUAAAAAUAUUUUUAUUUUCUAUAAAAGGAAAAAGGUAUAACAAAAUGUUUUAUUUUCAUUUUAGCAAAAAUUCUCUUAUAAUACUAGCUAACGGCAAAGACGUUUUUAUAGGGAAACUAUUUAUAUGUAACAUCCUGAUUUACAGCUUCGGAAAAAAAAAAGAAACAACAAAAAAAAAGUGAGAUGGGCCAAUUUUUUGACUCUUUAAUAGAAACCUAUAUUGUGGUGCCUUUUGCUGUACGCUAAUCUGGGGCUCCUGGAGAGAAGAAGGGUUGUGGGGUGAGGGUUAGGGGAAUGUAGGAUCCCAAGCUGGCAGGGAUGAGAGGAGGCUGCCAAAGAAGAGGCUGCUGGGUGCUGGUGGGGGCGGGGAGGGGACUGGCCCUGAGAAAGAAAAUGAGAACAGUAGCAGCUUUGCCCUCAGGCAGAUCUUGAGUCCCCGACCCCCUGAAGAGAAGGCAGGGAUCUAGGCUUGGAGCUAGAGCUGGGGUCAGGUAACAUUCAGAGGGAGACUUAAGGCCCAGCGACAGCAACCAGAAUGGGGAGAGGGCCUCCCUGUUCCUUACAGCUGCUAAGGGAGGGGGCACUGAGACAGAGAUCUUCCCGACAGUCCUGGCUCCAGGGAGGGGGCAGCUCUUCCAGGGCCCCAACUUUCUGGCUCCUCCUCCCCGUGGCCUCCAGGAUGCCCUUCCGUCCUCUGCAGCACCUUCGUUUACAGGUUGUCUUUUCUAUUUUAUGCCUGCAUGUCCUUUGCAUUUCAGAUUCUUUAGAUUGGAUGCAUGGUCACGCUGGGACCGAGAAGAGCCACUCCACAGUGUAUUUGAUUCCCCUUUUAGCAAUAAAGUAACACCAUUUCUUCCAGACCCCAAGCCACCUAUGACUUCCACUCCCUCUCCAGCCCUGUCCUCCCCACCCCUGCAAAACUGGGUCCACUGCUAAUUUGUCAAAAAGGUAAUUGUUUAAAAAAAACAAAAUCAAAAAAUACACCAAACAAACAAAUGGGAACCCUGCCCUGAAAUGUCCAAACACCUGACUGUUGACACUUGAACAUUUUUAUAUUAUAAAUAAAAUCAGAAAUAACUCA
This is a messenger RNA of Lontra canadensis (Northern American river otter), 4172 nucleotides long. It is a transcript of the gene NRG2, whose product is annotated as neuregulin 2. Gene Ontology annotation, molecular function: signaling receptor binding. The record is from RefSeq and is a predicted model, not a curated record. Lineage: Eukaryota; Metazoa; Chordata; Mammalia; Carnivora; Mustelidae. Gene Ontology annotation, biological process: animal organ development; nervous system development; intracellular signal transduction. Bases 382 to 2991 code for a protein of 869 amino acids. The transcript has 11 exons.